ACGUGGUUAUAACAGAGAAUUGACAAAGUAAGAAGACAUGGCAACCGGUGGUUCGACACAGACUUCAGACAACCGAGUCUACCUAUUCCGGUUGCAAAUACUCAUAAUAGACGGAGGCCUCCUGGUUUUGAGAAACUUUCUUAACCAGUCACUGAGUGCACAAGGCUUAACUCUAAGUGUAUGUUUGAAUCAAGAAAAGGCAACAAUUACGCGUUUGAAAAGCCGCGGUGUUAUUACACAGGUACAAUAUGACCAAUUGUUUCCAACGGUUGGUCAAGUUACAACUACGUCGGAUAUGGACAUCACGCUUAUCAUUUGUCUUCUUAGAUGCCUAAAGUGUGCUGGAUUGAAAAAGAAAUUUGACUGGAGCGCAACACCUAUGUCAACAGAUGUAACAGUUGAGGCAGAUAUAUGUCGGUUAAAAGCUUUUCGAAAUAAAAUUAGCCAUAUAUCAGAAACAACUGUUAUACAGCCAAUUGACUUUGUAACUUGGUGGAAUGACAUCGAACAGAUACUUGUUCGACUAAGUUCUCCAGGUCUGAAUGUUCAGCAAAUAAUAGACGCUUUCAAAGUUUGCACCCUAGAUUCAGAGGAAGAGAAAAGGGUACAAGAAGAACUAAAAAUAUGGAAGGACUAUGAAGCCGAAGUUGAUCGACUGAAAGAAGAAGUGACUGAUAUAAACGUAAGGGUUACUGAAGUGGAGAAAACCCAAGAGGAAAUAAAAAGUCGUCAACUCGACGAAG
Molecule: messenger RNA, 743 nt
Organism: Ruditapes philippinarum (Manila clam)
Lineage: Eukaryota; Metazoa; Mollusca; Bivalvia; Venerida; Veneridae
Exons: 3
Source: RefSeq, a predicted model, not a curated record